Molecule: messenger RNA, 1851 nt
Organism: Ciona intestinalis (vase tunicate)
Lineage: Eukaryota; Metazoa; Chordata; Ascidiacea; Phlebobranchia; Cionidae
Source: RefSeq, a predicted model, not a curated record
AGUAGCAACAAGCUGAAUGAAAAACUAAUUUUCAUUGUUAUACACUAUACUCUAUUAAAUGCGAAAAACGGUAAUUACUACUCUAAUUUAGAGCACAAAAAACUUGAUUACUUGCUUUGUUUGCAGAUUUGUUAAAAGUAGUUGUUAUUUGUUCAGUAAACACAAUGGGUAUUUGUAUGGCCCCUUUCAAGUGUGUUCUUGUCAUUUUGAACGUUUUGUUUUGGUUUGCAGGUGCUUUCAUGCUCUAUGUUGGAAUCAAGUUUAUACAAGAUGACAACGGUUACAACCAAGUGGGGGGGAGACCUGCUGUCAUCUUACUCUGCUCAGCAUCUGUGCUAAUAGUUGGCGGUAUUAUUGGGUGUGUGGGUGCAAUGUGGGAGAAGAAGACUUGUCUUGGAUUGUUUCUAGUUUUCCUGGCUUCUGUACUAAUCGUCCAAGUAGCCGUAACAAGUCUUAUGUUCACCAACAAAAAAUCAAUGAAGUCAAACUUUGACGACUUUUUAUCCGAUCAAUUUGAUCUCUAUGGAGCAUCUGGUAACGACACAGUUGUUGUAAAUAAUAAAACAAUCAACCCAGUUGAAGGAAUCAAUGCUACAGAGUUUAUUGAUAACAUACAAACAGGGGUACAAUGCUGUGGUCUUCACAACUAUACAGACUGGGCUACCUUUCCUUGGGGAGAAAAUAAAACAGUGGUUCCAGUUUCGUGUUGCAAACCACAAAGUGAGACCAACACAACAUGCACUGGCAGCACUGCAGCUAAAGAUCUUCACCUGAUCUAUCAAACUGGUUGUGAAGCUGGAGUAAACAAAGCAUUUUAUUGGUUCUUUGAUUUCCUAACAUGGACUGCUCUUGGACUUGCCAUUCUAACGUUCCUCGGAUGUUGUAUUGUGGUUGGUUUGUUGUGCUACCAUCGCAACCAGCCCAUUGGUUAUUCCCAUAUCUCACCUGGAUACACCGAAGCAUAGAACGGACAAUAUGUUCAGUAUGUUUAUAUUUCUUUGUUUUCUUCGUGGUUGCCCUAAUCAAACUAAUGUUUUUGAAGCAAACCUGCAUAAAACAGGUACAAACUGGUUAAAAUUAGUAUAUAAAAAAAGAAAACUGGUAAAAUCAAGUUUAAACUAGUAAAAACUCGGUUCAAACUGGCUAAAACUAAAACAAGUUUAAAACCGGUACAAACCACCGAAAAACACUUCAAAUUGAAUAUUUUUUCAGCUUUAUUUUUAGGCAAACAUCUGAAAAUGUUUAUUAAACCAUAAAUUUCAAAUUAACAAAAAGUAAUAUGUAUAACAUUUAACUGUUUCAAAGUUCUUAAAGUGAAAAAUUCAGCCUAAAAAGUGUGUGUUAAUUUAUUGCAAUUAAUAUUGGGACUACAAUUUAAUUUAGGAAUCUUUUUUAAAGCGCUAACUUGCACAAAACACAUUAAAUACAUCAAGUAUACAACAUACUACCAACUCUUAAGUCUUAACCAAUGCAAAAUACACCACAUCCAAAACGUUGAUGUUAUUUGGAUAAUUUGAAUGCGGUAGCAAGAAACAUGCGAUAAUUAAUAAUUAUAUUUUGUUCAAUUAUAUCUCUUGUUGUUAUUUUUCUUUGUUGUAGUUUUUCAGUAGUAUACUUGCAAAAUAUUAAAAAACUACAACAUAACGACGUAUCUAUAUACAUACUAAUCAACAAACUUUUGGCAAGUUUUCUAACAUGCGAUGCAAGUACUAACAAAUUGUCUGAAACAACAUGCAUUUUGAUGGUUAUCAGUUCUGUGUAGUUAAUUCGUGCGCGCUUUUUUCUUACUGUAUGUUGUGUAUAUGUGCGUGUAUAAUAUGAAUAAAUAGCCGAGUGCUUUUCGAAACAAGA